UCUCCCCCAAUUUUAAAAUCUAACCCUAACCCCAAAUCCACCUACCAGUGCAACGAGAAACGGACCACAGACGGCAGAGAAGAAUCAAACAAGGUGCCGGCAAAAAUACGCGACAAGGAGGGGUGCGAAAUCGCCGGAGACGGAACCAAAAGAGGUGGGUCUACUUGCCGGCGGAUUACCACCAUUCGACUCCUCUCUCCACGGCGAACAUUUUGAGCCGUCAACCUUCUAUUUUGGGAACUCCGCGACGAGCGACGUCUUCCUCUUCUAGCGCCUUCUUUUCUCAUUUCCUCUGCCGUCUGAACUAAUCUGAGGCCGUCGUCUGCAAUAAGGAAGGCGACUGCUAUGGUGUCGGCCAAGCACGAAGCGAACAGGUCUUCUGCUGUUACAAAGUUCAAGUUUGGCAUGCUCGUGGAAUUGACUGUUGCUGCUCCUCUCCUGGUUUGUGGAGGAGUCCAUUUCCUGUAACUAUGUCUUCUUCUGCGAGAGUUCUCUGCCCCCUCCAAAAUUCUGCUCCAGCAGACGAUUGGACUGUUGUCUUGCCGCGCCGAGGGAAGAGGAAUUUUAGUUCUCACAAGUUUGUGAUUCCAGAAAAACAAAAAGAAAAGCAACCUUGGGCUCCAAUAGAUGUUGAAACAGACACCAAAAGAGAAUCAAACUUGAUGCAAAAGAUGCAGAAUUAUAUACAGAAACUUGAGAAUACUGAAUUCUGUCUUUCUUUCUUCGACCAAAUGCAAAGUCCUGAAAUGACGAGUAGGUUUCUCAAGGCCUUGGGUUCAGAAGAAAAGGUGCAGAUGGUGAUAUAUGGUAUUGGUAGCAUUGAAUCAUUUGAACCCCCUCGAUUGCAGCUCAGUCUUGCACUUUUGAUGAAGAGGAAAUUUGAUUGGAUUGGAGCAAUAGAAAUAUUCGAUCCGAUAAUUUCUUUGACUGAAUUUAAGGUCUUGACAUCUCUGGGUUGUUCCGUGCUAUCCAUCAAUGAGCAAGGUCGCCGACGGGCGCUAAAACCUACAAUGUUCUUCAUGCCACAUUGUGAGGCAGAGCUAUAUGACAAUCUCUUGGAAGCAAAUUGGAGGGUGGAUCGACUGAAGCGGCUUUUAUUGUUUGGGAAUAGUUUUAGUGCGUACGAGCAGCAUGUAUCAAUCUGCAAGAGUUUAGACCAUAUCUUGUCUGUCAGGAGAUUCACUGAAGAGUUUAGGGUCAAUACCUUUUCUGAUGAUUCUUUUCGAGCCUUUCAUGGUUCAAGUUGGCAUUUUUUCAACCCUGUUACUGAGGCAGAAUUGCAUUUGGCAAAUGACAGUUGAGUUUUUAGAUUAAGACCUUGAUUUAUAUGGUAGGCAUAAUUAUACUCUUAGCCCAUGUUUGCUUUGCCCCGAUUGGUUCGUUUAUCAUGACUAAUCACAUGUUUGGUUAGUAUUAUUAGAGCCCGAUAUUAAAAUCAGGCUCAGUUUUAUUAAUCACAGUGGUAUUAUGAAUUAAGCCUGUUUUACCCUUGGAA
Messenger RNA from Sesamum indicum (sesame), 1495 nucleotides. Lineage: Eukaryota; Viridiplantae; Streptophyta; Magnoliopsida; Lamiales; Pedaliaceae. The record is from RefSeq and is a predicted model, not a curated record.